GAGAGCGCGCCCGGGAGCAGCAGCAGCCGCCGCAGGAAGGAGAAGAGCAGAGCAGAGCGGAGCAGAGCAGCGCGGAGGAGAGGCGGCGCUGGCAAGAGGAGGCAGGCGGGGACCUGGCUCUUCUGGAUGCUGGAUUUUCGGACUCUCGCCGACUCUCUCCUGCUCCCCGGCGCCGCACUGUGAGAGACACGCACGAGCGUCAGGCAGCAGCGGCGGGGCUUCGCUCGUAGCUGCUGCUGCAGCUGCUGCUACUGCUGCUGCUACUUCUGCUGCAGCAGCUGCAGCUGCUGCUGCUGCGGGGCUCGGAUUAAAUUGGCCGCCCCGGAGCCGACCGGGAGCAGCGGGAGGAGGUGGCGGCGGCGGCGGCGGCGGCGGCGGGAAGCAGCGGCAGGCGGGCGGGCAGCGGCGAAGGCUGCUGCUGGGACCGGGGGAGCCAGCAUGACCAGGCUCUGAAAAUACUUCAUCUGAAAUUUCAGACUGGACAGACUCGCAGUGGCUUCUAAGCCAGUGAGAACAAGGCUGCGAAAGCAUGCUGGUGCCAAGCUGUCAGAUGAUGCACGUAGUCAGGCCAAUGGUGGUGCUCCUGUGCUUGCUGCUCUAUGCUGAUGCUGAAACACCACCAAAGUUUACAAGAACUCCCGUUGACCAGACAGGGGUUUCAGGAGGAGUCGCCUCGUUCAUCUGUCAAGCCACAGGAGAUCCAAGACCUAAAAUUGUCUGGAACAAAAAAGGAAAGAAAGUCAGCAAUCAGAGAUUUGAGGUAAUAGAGUUUGAUGAUGGAUCUGGGUCAGUUCUCAGAAUACAACCACUGCGCACACCACGAGAUGAAGCUAUUUACGAAUGCGUGGCUUCCAACAGUGUUGGUGAGAUAAGUGUGUCCACAAGACUCACUGUUUUACGCGAGGAUCAAAUUCCUCGAGGUUUUCCAACCAUUGAUAUGGGCCCACAGCUGAAGGUGGUUGAACGAACUCGUACAGCUACCAUGUUAUGUGCAGCCAGUGGCAAUCCUGAUCCUGAAAUAACUUGGUUCAAAGAUUUCUUACCAGUUGACACAAGCAACAACAAUGGCCGCAUCAAGCAGCUACGCUCAGAAUCUAUUGGUGGUACACCAAUAAGAGGUGCCCUCCAAAUUGAACUGAGUGAAGAAUCUGACCAAGGCAAAUAUGAGUGUGUUGCAACCAACAGUGCGGGUACACGCUAUUCUGCCCCUGCCAAUCUAUAUGUCAGAGAGCUGCGAGAAGUUCGGCGGGUCCCACCAAGAUUCUCUAUCCCCCCCACAAAUCAUGAGAUCAUGCCUGGCGGGAGUGUAAAUAUCACCUGUGUUGCGGUGGGAUCACCAAUGCCAUAUGUGAAGUGGAUGCUAGGAGCAGAAGAUUUGACACCUGAGGAUGAUAUGCCAAUAGGGAGAAACGUCCUUGAGCUUAAUGAUGUCAGACAGUCUGCAAACUAUACUUGCGUUGCUAUGUCUACCCUUGGUGUUAUAGAAGCAAUAGCACAGAUAACUGUCAAAGCCUUACCCAAACCUCCUGGAACACCUGUGGUGACAGAAAGCACAGCAACUAGCAUAACGUUGACUUGGGAUUCUGGAAAUCCUGAGCCGGUUUCUUACUACAUAAUCCAACACAAACCCAAAAACUCUGAGGAGCCAUAUAAAGAAAUUGAUGGGGUGGCCACAACUCGUUACAGUGUGGCUGGCCUGAGCCCAUAUUCAGAGUAUGAAUUUCGGGUAGUUGCUGUAAAUAACAUUGGGCGAGGGCCACCCAGCGAGCCUGUGUCAACCAGGACUUCAGAACAGGCACCUUCAAGUGCACCACGCAACGUACAGGCCCGCAUGCUGAGCUCCACCACCAUUCUGGUACAGUGGGAAGAACCCGAGGAACCUAAUGGUCAAAUACAAGGUUACAGAGUUUAUUACACCAUGGACCCCACUCAGCAUGUCAACAGUUGGAUGAAGCACAAUGUGGCUGACAGCCAUAUUACCACUAUUGGGAAUCUUGUACCCCAGAAAACAUACUCUGUGAAGGUUCUUGCUUUUACUUCUGUUGGGGAUGGACCACUUUCUAGUGACAUUCAAGUCAUCACUCAAACAGGAGUGCCUGGUCAGCCACUGAACUUCAAAGCAGAACCUGAGUCUGAAACAAGCAUACUGCUUUCCUGGACACCUCCACGGUCUGAUACCAUUUCCAGCUAUGAACUGGUUUACAAAGAUGGGGAGCAUGGGGAGGAACAACGGGUUUCCACUGAACCUACUACAUCAUAUCGUCUGCAAGGCUUAAGGCCAAACAGCCUGUACUUGUUCCGCCUAGCUGCACGCUCUCCUCAAGGGCUGGGUGCUUCAACAGCAGAAAUCUCAGCGAGAACCAUGCAGUCAAAGCCAUCAGCUCCUCCUCAAGACAUUAGUUGCACAAGCCCCAGCUCCACUAGCAUUUUGGUAAGUUGGAAACCUCCACCGGUGGAAAAACAGAAUGGCAUUAUAACUGCAUACUCCAUCAAGUACAUUGGGAUUGAUGGAGAAGAUGUCAAGCCCCAUGAAAUUUUGGGAAUUUCCUCGGACAGUACCCAGUACCUUUUGGAACAGCUGGAAAAAUGGACUGAGUACCGGAUCUCUGUGACUGCUCACACUGAUGUUGGACCUGGCCCAGAGAGCUUAGCAGUAUUGAUUCGGACAGAUGAAGAUGUUCCUAGUGGUCCUCCUCGCAAAGUCGAGGUAGAGGCUGUCAACUCUACUGCUGUUAAAGUGUCCUGGCGCUCGCCUGUGCCCAAUAAGCAGCACGGUCAGAUACGAGGAUACCAGGUCCACUACGUGAGGAUGGAAAACGGAGAGCCAAAGGGUCAGCCCAUGCUGAAGGACAUCAUGCUAGCAGAUGCACAGUGGGAAUAUGAUGAUACUACUGAACAUGAAAUGAUAAUUUCUGGGCUUCAGCCUGAGACCACAUACUCUUUCACUGUGACAGCCUAUACAACUAAAGGUGAUGGAGCACGCAGCAAACCCAAACUUGUAUCUACUACUGGUGCAGUUCCAGGCAAACCUCGGCUUGUGAUUAGCCACACACAGAUGAACACGGCUCUAAUUCAGUGGCAUCCUCCUGUGGAAACUUUUGGCCCGCUGCAGGGCUAUCGCCUGAAGUUCGGUCGCAAAGACAUGGAUACAUUAACAACCAUGGAGUUCUCAGAGAAGGAAGAUCACUUCACGGCCACAGACAUUCACAAAGGAGCUUCUUAUAUCUUCAGGCUCUCAGCUAGAAAUAAAGUGGGCUUUGGGGAGGAGAUGGUUAAAGAGAUUUCUGUUCCUGAAGAGGUACCCAGUGGAUUUCCCCAAAAUCUCCACUCGGAAAGCUCUACUUCUACAUCAGUUCAAUUAACUUGGCAGAUGCCACUCUUGGCAGAAAGAAAUGGCAUUAUCACCAAGUAUACCAUCUUGUACAGAGAUAUCAAUGUUGCUUACCAGCCAGUUGAACUCCCUGUUGUUCCUGCUGAUACCACUAUGACACUUUCUGGCUUAAAACCAGAUACCACUUAUGAUGUAAAAGUACGUGCCCACACAAGCAAAGGGCCUGGUCCCUAUAGUCCAAGUGUCCAGUUCAGGACACUACCCGUGGAUCAAGCAGUGUUUGCAAAAAAUUUUCAUGUUAAAGCAGUAAUGAAGACUUCUGUUUUGCUGUCCUGGGAAAUUCCAGAAAACUACAAUUCAGCUCUGCCUUUCAAAAUCCUUUAUGAUGAUGGGAAAAUGGAAGUUGAUGGACGAGCUACUCAAAAGCUGAUCACAAACUUGAAGCCAGAGACAUCAUAUUCAUUUGUCCUGACAAACAGAGGGAAUAGUGCUGGGGGUCUUCAGCACAGAGUUACUGCAAAGACUGCACCAGACGUGCUUCGCACAAAGCCAGUCUUCAUUGGAAAGACCAACUUAGAUGGCAUGAUAACUGUGGAGCUUCCAGAAGUACCCUCUAAUGAGAACAUAAAAGGCUAUUACAUAGUUAUUGUGCCUUUGAAGAGGUCUCGUGGAAAGUUUAUCAAACCGUGGGAGAGUCCAGAUGAAAUGGAACUAGAUGAGCUGCUUAAGGAGAUAGCUAGGAAACGCAGAAGCAUUCGCCUUGGGAGGGAAGUUGAAUUAAAGCCAUAUAUUGCAGCUCACUUUGAAGUUCUUCCUACGGAAUUCACAUUGGGGGAUAAGAAGCAUUAUGGUGGAUUUGAGAAUAAGCAACUGCAGAGUGGUCAAGAAUACGUCUUCUUUGUGUUGGCUGUAAUGGAGCACUCAGAAUCUACCAUGUAUGCAACAAGCCCAUAUUCAGAUCCUGUUGUGUCAAUGGAUCUUGAUCCUCAGCCAAUUACAGAUGAGGAAGAAGGUUUGAUUUGGGUUGUUGGACCAGUUCUUGCAGUGGUGUUUAUCAUCUGCAUUGUUAUUGCUAUACUUCUUUAUAAAAGCAGUAAACCUGACAGGAAGAGGGCUGAAUCUGAUUCUAGAAAGAGCAGCAUACCCAACAGCAAGGAGGUCCCCUCUCACCAUCCCACAGAUCCAGUGGAGCUGCGACGCCUUAACUUUCAAACUCCGGGUUCGGGUGUCUCUGGUUACCCUGGUAACCUUCAUUAUUCAAGUAUGGCCAGUCAUCCCCCAAUACCUAUCUUGGAACUUGCAGAUCACAUUGAAAGGUUGAAAGCAAAUGACAAUUUGAAGUUCUCACAGGAGUAUGAGUCUAUUGAUCCUGGUCAGCAGUUCACAUGGGAACACUCUAACCUGGAAGUAAACAAACCAAAGAAUAGAUAUGCGAAUGUAAUUGCAUACGACCAUUCUCGUGUUCUACUCUCAGCAAUAGAAGGCAUACCAGGCAGCGACUAUAUCAAUGCCAACUACAUAGAUGGAUACAGGAAGCAGAAUGCUUAUAUAGCAACGCAGGGGGCAUUGCCAGAAACCUUUGGUGACUUCUGGAGAAUGAUGUGGGAGCAACGAGGUGCAACUGUCGUCAUGAUGACAAAACUAGAGGAGAGGUCCAGGGUGAAGUGUGAUCAAUACUGGCCAAGCAGAGGCACAGAAACUUAUGGACUAAUCCAAGUGACUCUUUCAGACACUGUUGAAUUGGCAACAUACUGUGUUCGUACAUUUGCACUUUACAAGAAUGGCUCAAGUGAGAAAAGGGAAGUGAGACAAUUCCAGUUCACUGCCUGGCCUGACCAUGGUGUCCCAGAACACCCGACACCGUUCUUAGCUUUCCUGCGACGAGUCAAGACUUGCAACCCACCUGAUGCCGGACCUAUGGUUGUUCAUUGCAGUGCUGGAGUCGGCAGGACUGGCUGUUUCAUUGUGAUAGAUGCCAUGUUAGAGAGAAUAAAGCAUGAAAAGACUGUAGAUAUUUAUGGCCACGUAACUCUAAUGAGAGCACAGAGGAAUUACAUGGUUCAAACUGAGGACCAAUACAUCUUUAUCCAUGAUGCACUGCUGGAAGCAGUGACAUGUGGAAAUACCGAAGUGCCAGCCAGAAACCUGUAUGCAUAUAUCCAGAAGCUGACACAGAUAGAAACAGGAGAGAAUGUCACAGGAAUGGAACUGGAAUUUAAGCGUCUUGCUAGCUCUAAGGCUCACACUUCAAGAUUCAUCAGUGCCAAUCUUCCAUGUAAUAAAUUCAAAAAUCGCCUUGUCAACAUUAUGCCAUAUGAAUCCACAAGGGUAUGCUUGCAGCCUAUUCGAGGAGUAGAAGGCUCUGAUUAUAUUAAUGCCAGUUUCAUUGAUGGAUACAGGAAACAACAAGCUUACAUAGCUACACAGGGUCCUUUAGCAGAAACAACUGAAGACUUCUGGAGAAUGCUCUGGGAGCAUAAUUCUACAAUUGUGGUCAUGCUCACUAAGCUACGAGAAAUGGGCAGAGAAAAAUGCCACCAGUACUGGCCUGCAGAGCGCUCAGCCAGAUAUCAGUAUUUUGUGGUAGAUCCAAUGGCAGAGUACAAUAUGCCACAGUAUAUUCUGAGGGAAUUCAAGGUUACAGAUGCAAGGGAUGGUCAGUCCCGAACAGUGAGGCAGUUCCAGUUCACUGACUGGCCAGAACAAGGAGUGCCAAAGUCUGGAGAAGGAUUUAUUGACUUCAUAGGCCAAGUGCAUAAAACAAAAGAGCAAUUUGGUCAGGAUGGACCAAUUUCUGUUCAUUGCAGUGCGGGUGUUGGAAGGACUGGAGUAUUCAUAACCUUGAGCAUUGUGUUAGAAAGAAUGAGAUAUGAAGGUGUUGUAGACAUCUUCCAGACUGUCAAAAUGUUAAGGACACAGCGGCCAGCCAUGGUACAGACAGAGGAUCAAUACCAGUUCUGCUAUCGAGCCGCACUGGAGUAUCUGGGCAGCUUUGAUCACUAUGCAACAUAAAAACCCAAUGUGGAUUUUUAUUGCAGGCCCUUUAAGAUCCAGAGAGCCGCUUCUGAGCCAUACGAUGUGCUUUAGAAGUACUUCUUAACUCUUAGCUAAGGAGCAAUUAUUGGGGAUAUAUAAAACAAAAAAUAAUAAAAAAAAACAAAUGAACAAAAAUAUUGGGGAUAUAUAAAAUAAAAAAAACAACAAAAAAAAAUAUCCCACCCAACAAGAAGUAUUCCAUGUGGACCAAGAAUUCACAGUUUAAUAACCUAACCAUAAUAAAAGAAUCCUGACCACUGAGGCGUCUGAAGGAUCUCAUUUACAGAUACCUCAAGGGUUCGACAUUGGUUGAAGUUAAAGGGAAGAGGAAAUUAAUCAGAAAGAGUGAUCAUCUUAUUCAGGAUUACAUGCUUUUGCAAAGACGAGUUUUGAGAACUGCAGUUCAGUGCAAGACGUUUGUUGCGAGGUUGGGUUCUGGCUUCUCAAACAAAGCGGACUCUUUACUUCAACAUCACCCUUUCCCAUCAUACUGCUCAUCCUAACACUUUAGGGAAAAUGUGGGAAUGUUUAAAAAGAAGGUCCUUGAUUUAGUUUUUUAGUAUUGUAAAGAUACUGCUGACCUGUGCUUCAUUUUUAACUGUGUAAACUUUUUCCUUUUUUUAACAAGAGUUUAUCAUUCAAUGAAGUGAAUUAAAGAAAAGGUUGCAUAACUGUUAAUAUUUUUGUUUAAAAAUGUAGAUUUUUUUUUUUUAAGCUGUAGAACUGUUAUCUGUAAUAUUGUGCUGUAGAAAUGUUAGAUACUUGGAAAAUUUGCACAUUUUUGUGCAGUCCUACAGUACCACAGUCUUGUUAGAUAUUAAUUUUGUAGUUUUAUUUGGGUUUUUUUUUUCUUUAAGAAAAUAUCCAUUGUAAUCAGUUAAAUCAAAAUGGGGCUUUUUGGUUUCUUUUGGAAUCAACAGGGAGGCGCAAAGUAUAAAGAUGCUGCUAGCACAUACACACACACGCACACAUAUGCACAUGCACACUCACACCCUCUCUCUUUUAUAUAUAUAUAUAUAUAUAUGUAUUACUGUCUACCCUUUUCUGACUCUCUAGUUGCAGAGAAUACAGAUGGAUUCAGAUACAAAUUCACACACAUGCACAUAAAUGUAUCAGUCCUUCCGUACCUGGAUUUAUCAAAGCAUUGGGAAAGUUUUUCCACAAACUACAAUUAUAUCAAACUACAAUUUGAUUAUCUCUGCAUUUUUAAGGUCCAUAAACUUCUAUUUCAAAGGGAAGUGAGGAAUGCACAUCACUGAUAUUUGAACGCCAUCUCUACCCAAAUAAUAUUUCUACCCACAUUUCCACUUGAACACACACACUUGCACACAUACAGAGCACACACAUGCACACAUGCACAGAGAGUAUGUGAUUUAGGCUUCAAGUGAAGUUCAAUAUUUGUAACACUAUAGUGCAAUAAGAAAUCAUAUUAUUAAAUGUAGGAGGUGUGCAUGUGGGAAAGGUCAGUGCAUAUCCCUUUAGGAGGGGAGAAUGUUGUAAUAUACUAGGUAUUAAGAUGUUUUAAAACUGUAUUCAAUAGUAUACUGUCUAUAGUGUGCGCUAUAUAAUUUACAUUUAUCGUAUGUAACAGGGCAAAGCCAAACACACAUUGCUCUGUGAAAUCAAACGUUUCGUGGCAUACAGCAUUGUUUGGGGAUGCUGGGGUUUAUUUUAAUUUUACAUUUAGAGUGCCUUAUAUUUGAUGCCUAUUUUGAAUAGUAUUUCUUUAAGUUAGCCUUCAUUUGUAUUUAGUUUAGUUUGUUUAUAUCUCUGUUGUUCUUUUCAAACAUUUUAAUACAUGUACCAGACAAUUUUGAAAAAUAUGCAUUACCAGUUUCUAACCAAGUGUGGAUGGUAAUAAAUGAUAACCCAAAACACAUAGGUAGUCAAGGCCCUUUAUCUUUACAUAUUUCUAAUAACAGAAUAGCCCACAAAUUGGAAGUCUGUUUCUGGUUGGCUUUUCAAACCCACUUUGUCACUCGUUAUAGUGUUAUCUGUCAUUGCCGUAAUGUAGCAGCACAGUAGCAGUAGUUGACAUCAGCAGUGCUUAUGCAUCUUUUCUUUUUUAACUUUCUUUUCUUUUUUUCUUUUUUUUUCUUUUUUUUUUCUUUUUUUUCUUUUUUUUUUCCAAAUUGAUUUUGGGCCAAGUCCAGCUCAUUCACUUGUGUCACCAGAUUGCUAAAGUCAAGCCCUUGCUUUCAGUGGGGAGGCUCAUGUAAGGCUAGCAAGACUAAGCCCACAUGACAUAUUGGAGAUUGACAGAUUUUAUUUCAGGAAAAAGGAAAAUUCUCUAAACGGCAUAAAGGACGUCUUGAGACUCUUUCUAGAAUGCCAUUUACAUUGACCUUGGUCACCAUGUGUUCUGCCAUUGUCAGUACAUCAGCAUCAAAGGAUGCUUUCUUUGGGGUUUCAAAUAGGAGCAUUGCUGUGGCUUCUCAAUGUAGCCUCAACAUAUUUUGUUCUUCUUCCAAUUUUCCCACUCCUAUGAGAAAUAAAACUAAGAAAGACCAAACUCCAGCAAUUGUAUUUGAGCACUUUUGUAAUUUAAAAAAACCCAAACCAAAAAAAUCAAAACAGAAAUAUAAAUAUAUAUAUAUAUGGAAUAGAAGUAUUAUAGAAGGCUACCUCAGAAUGAGAUUCUAUAACUCACAUCUGAACCAGAGAAGAAUGUGCACUGUAUUUCUUUCUCUUCUUCUUUCUUGAUUUAUACAUUGAAAUAAUUAUUGAAGUGCCAGGUUAUGUAGUGUGGUCAUGUUCUUUAAUUCAAAUACAUGAAAUCAGAAAUACAAAAUAAAGUGUCAUUUUGAAAACAUAGACUAAGGAAGGUUUCUGAACACUGUAUCUGUAUAAAGAUCAGUGCAUUUUCUCUAGCAGACUGUCUUGCAAGCUCCAAUGAAAAUAAGGGAGUAAAAGAAAUACAAAAAAGCAGAGCCAAUUUGUGAGAAAAACUGUUGUACAACUAAAUACUCCUUUCAGGUUUUUUGUUUCUUACGAUAGCUCUUAGCAUCAUUGAUGUGCAUUCCACUUUCUGUAUUCUAAUAUCCGCAUUCUAGUUAAAUUAAAUUGUGAGCAUCUUUGUCUACAUACAUCAUACAUUUCCAAGCUUAAAAUUGGUUUCAUCAGCAUAACCAGUACGGUGCUAUUAUUUACGUUUGUAUGUGUAGUUAUGUCUAAUUUUGUAAUUAGUUGCAAAGGGGAAAAACACCACAAAAUAUAUAAAAAUGAUUUAUACAGAAUUUUAAUUUAGCUCUUUUUUAAAAAGUUAUUUGAGUGGUUAGAUAGCAGAGAAGAUGGCUGGGGGAAGGAGUGACCCUCUAAGGAGAUUUGCACUUUCUAUAUAUACCUUUGUACUAUGCACUGCCCUAUUGAUUCUACACCCAAUAUAACUUGAACCCAUCUGUAAGAAAUUGCUUAGAAAAUCCACUUGUAUGUAUUUAAAAGACACAGAACAUGUAAAAAGGAAAAAAAAAAAAAGCAACUGCUUUUUUUUUUUUUCCUUUUAUUUUCUCCCAUUUUUCUUAUGUUUCUGUUUCUUUUUUUUAUUUUUUUUUUUUCCCUUGGUGCCCUGAUACUCCACAGAUAUCAGAAGGCUGCAGGUCCCAUUAUAACCAUCUGUUAUGUGGCUUUGCCAUUCAAGCUUGGAGUGUCUUUACAAAGAUAAUAAAAACUUGUGUUCUUUGCUCUUGUUUUGGAUGCAUAGACUGAAAAUCUUAAAAAAUUACCUUGUAAAAUGGCUUGUUUAAAAAGAUACAAUUACCUCUAAUUAGUAGUACGCGUAAAUGUUUUACAGAAUGAAAGGCGUGCUUUUUAUUUUCUUACUUGGUUACAUUGGUGGCAAAAGAAAGUCUGUAUGAAAAUCAGUUCUUUGCUGACACAAGUUCCAUUUGUUACAGAUGAAUUCUAAUAAAAUGUCAGUGUUAUGCA
This is a messenger RNA of Poecile atricapillus (Black-capped chickadee), 10291 nucleotides long. RefSeq names its product protein tyrosine phosphatase receptor type D (gene PTPRD). The transcript is spliced from 38 exons. Bases 530 to 6343 code for a protein of 1937 amino acids. The record is from RefSeq and is a predicted model, not a curated record. Lineage: Eukaryota; Metazoa; Chordata; Aves; Passeriformes; Paridae. Gene Ontology annotation, biological process: protein dephosphorylation. Gene Ontology annotation, molecular function: protein tyrosine phosphatase activity; protein binding.